GGGAGGUUCAAGGGACCAAUUGAUCACUAUCGAAAUGAGCGUUGGAGAUUUUAUGGCAUGGUGGGCUUUCUAAAGGCUUCAGUCAGACAAUGCAACGCUGAUCGUUACCAGCAGAGUGCAAUACAGGGAAUCCUCUGAGGGCUUUGUGCGCAGUAACCAUCUGUGAGGUACACAGAUGCUUUUAGGGACUGACAAAACCAACACUACUGAUACCUCUGUACUGACGAUUCUGUGUUGUCUGGGACUUUCAGUGCAUGUUCGGAAAACUAUGACUGCGCAUACCGUUUUAUUUUCGUGUACGCUUUGACCGUUAUUCUUAUUUAUAAUGAAAUGCAUUGGCUCUACAAAUUUUUCCCGAAUGUGCAUGAGGGAAAGCUAUACAACACUUAACUAGCUAGCUAGCUAGCCAGCUUGCUAACAAGUCGGAGGUGGAGAUUUUAAAGGCCGCCCGUCCUGUGCUGUCUGGACCCGUUCACUGGUUUUCCCUACCAGGGAAUUUGAUUGAUCCACAAUCAAAACAGUAGUCAGAUAUUUAGGAAGCUGCCUGCCUGCCUGUCUGUCUGUCUAGCUAGAUUACUUCUUAAAUGGAUAUCACAGAUCCGUAAGAUUUGUAACUAUUUUUCCCUCCAUUGUGUAUUUUCACUUAUGAAGAAUGAAGAUAAGGAUUUGGGGAUCCGCCCCCAGGCUGUGAGCGAGUAAGACCUCCAACUGUCAUGGCUUCCCUCAACCACCCCUGGGUGGGGGAGAGAAUGAGUCCCGUUGUUCAGGCCAGGCUGCUGCUGUUGAUGGCAGUUGUGGCCCCUGGUUGUUGGGCAGGGGACUGUAAAGGCCAAAGGCAGGUUCUCAGAGGACCCCCGGGAUACGUCACUGAUGGCCCGGGAAACUAUUCUGUUAAUGGGAACUGUGAGUGGCUCAUCACAGCUCCCACCAGCAAUUAUCGCAUUGUGCUUAACUUCACGUUCAUGGAGACAGAGUGCACCUACGAUUACCUGUUCGUCUAUGAUGGAGAAUCCUAUCAGAGCCCCCUGCUAGCUAGUCUUAGCGGCACUACACUGCCCCAGCCAAUAGAGGCCAAGUCAGGCAAGAUGCUGCUCCACCUCUUCAGUGACGCCAACUACAACCUGCUUGGUUUCAACGCCACCUACACCUUCUCGCUGUGCCCUGGCGACUGCGGGGGUCACGGGCGCUGUGACUCCGCCUCUUCCCGCUGCCAGUGCCUGCAAGGCUGGGGAGGCCCAGACUGUACCACCCGCCUCUGUUCCACCCUCUGCUCCCAGCAUGGCCACUGUGAUAUGAGGGGAGAGCACUGCCUCUGCAAUGCAGGCUUUGUAGGGCAUACUUGUCAGCUGGGUGUCCAUGACAGUGAGGGUGUGGGUCAGUGGUGGGAGUUAAGUAGGGGGGAAGAGAAGGCCUCCCCUCGCACGGCCUCCGCUGGACUCUACCUCUCCUCCACCGGGGCCUUCUACAUGUUCGGAGGUUUUGACUUGAACACAGCGCUGGGUGACCUAGUGAUGUACAACUUUUCAACCAAUCAGUGGGAGAACUUGCUACAUUCUACUGCUCCUGCGGCGAGACAUUCUCACACAGCUGUUGAAUGGCAGGGUAACAUGGUCAUCUAUGGUGGCGAGCUUGCUAACCACUCAUUGGCUAGUGAUGUCUGGCUAUACCGCCCACAGCAAAAUGAUUGGCAACAGCUUGGCCAAUCAAAUGCUGCAAGGGCUCCAAGGCUGGCAAAUCAUGCAGCUUCUAUGGUGGACAACAGUCUUUACGUGUUUGGGGGGCGGACAGUGGAGGACAUGUUCUCAUCCUCCCUGCAUCGCUUCCGGCUGAUGGACGGCGUGUGGGAGACGGUACAGCCUUACGGGGGGAAAGCUCCGGCAACCGCGGGUCACAGCAUGGUGUUCCACGCUCCAUCCCGGACCUUGCUGGUGUACGGGGGACACAGGCCUACCACUGCCAGGUUCAGCGUGCGGGUGAACUCCACUGACAUGUUCCACGUGGACAAGCGUUUUUGGACGUCCCUCCGCUCCCGUUUUCCUGCCACCGGGCCUCGGGAAAGGGCCUUCCAUUCUGCCACAAUUAUCGGCAAUUACAUGGUGGUGUAUGGAGGGAAUGUGCAUAUCCAUUAUGUAGAGGAGAAGUGCUAUGAUGAAGAGAUCUUCUUCUAUCAUCUGGGCUGCCACCAGUGGGUCUCUGCUGGAGAGGCCGCUAAAUACAGAAGUCACCUCGUCAGAGGCCGCUACUCGCACGUCGCCGCGGUGAUGGAUGGCCGUGUUCUGCUUGUUGCUGGUGGUUAUAGUGGCAUUGCCCACGGUGACCUCGUGGCCUAUAAAGUUCCGCUGUUUGUCAGCAGUGACCCUGGAGACAGAGAUGCAGUGUGUGCUGAAGCCCCAGAUGAGAGCCAGUGUCUUAGAAACCCUGAAUGCAGUUGGUGUGAGGGGCGCUGUCGAGAGUACCAGUCAAGCAACCCGUGUGGCAGCACCGGCUGUCUGGGUCUGGCCCGCUUCCUGUCGGACUGCCAGUCGUGCCUGGUGUUUAGUGGGGUGCGCGGCUCCCUCCCCCGUGCCCCCGGCGACUUCGGCUGGUGCGUGCAGAACGACUCCUGUCUGCCGCUCUUAGGUACAAUCAGCACAGCAGGCUGCGCCAGCACCAAGCGUAGUGCGUGCCGCGUGGACCAGAUCUCGGGGGCGUAUGGCUGGUGGGGGGAGCGGACGCGUUUCCUCACCUCCCUCCCCCUCUGUCGCACCGAGAACUAUGUCCCGGGACUGCACCUGCUCACCUACCAGCACCCCCGCAACCACUCGCAGCCCGACAAGGUGUCCAUUUUGAGAAGCACCUCCAUCACACUCAACCCCUCCACCGAGAUGGAUGUUACUCUGCAGUUUCGCGGCUUUAUCCACCCACUGUGGGGAGCCCCGCCCCCCGCAGCCCCUCCCACAGAAACUGUUGCCAUGUGGGCACGAAUCCAGAAGCUUCACUUCACUGCUCAGAUGGCUGCAGGGCCCAACUCCAUGCAGCUGAUGGACAUGCUAGGACGCUGGUCAGCUCAGGAGGAGAAGGAGACCCACCUGUUGUCUCGGCCAGAUGGUUCUCGCCUGUUCCAGAACCUGACACGGGGGAAUCGCUACCUGGUACAGGCCGAGGGCUACCUGAACAGCUCCGCCUCUGGCCAGACCAGCGAGAUGGCCCUCACAUGGAACCGGACGGCCCUGCCUGGAGGAAGUGAGAUCUCCUUCCUGUUCCUGGAGCCGUACCGCUCGGGGUCGUGCGCGGCCUACUGCUCCUGCUCCGCCUGCCUAGCCGACCAGGCCUGCGGCUGGUGCCCCACCUCCAGCGCCUGUGUCCUUCGCUCCAACGUCAGCCACCAGCCCUGCCUGGGGCCGCAGGGCGAGGAGCGCCACCUGCUACUCAGUCCACACCACUGCACGCUGUGUGAGGAGUACAGGGACUGCACCACCUGCUCUCAGGACGCAUACUGCGAAUGGCAGAUCAACUCCAUUAAGAAGGGCGAUUACCUGUGCAGUCGCCGCGGGAGACUGGAAGGUUCUAUCCGGGACCCUGGAGGGUGUCCUAAAGUCUGUAACCAGAGGCUGACGUGUGCAGAGUGCCUGUCCAACUCCAGCCAGUGCGCGUGGUGUGAGUCUGCUCAGGCCUGCUUCUACUUCGCUGCCUACUUGACCAAGUUCCCGUACGGAGAGUGCAGGUAUUGGUAUGACAGUGUGCACUCUGUCCCCCAGUGUAAGCAGUGUUCUGCUUUGGCAACAUGCACUGAAUGCCUGCAGACCUUCCAGUGUGGCUGGUGUGGGGACUACAAUAACCCCACCAUUGGCAGGUGCCUGAAAGGAGACUGGGGGGGAAUGAUCGAUCCGUCUGCCACCAACUGCACCAUGGCUGUCGCGGACGUAAAGGCCACCAGCCCUGAGCCGCAGACCUUGUCUCCGCCGCGCCCGAUGGAGAUGGAGCUGGAGCCGGAGCCCGACCUCCUGGAGACGGAGGAGGAUGGCGUAGAGGCCGUGUGGUCAUACCAGUCCUGCCCGGACGUGGAGGAGUGUCGCCUGGGCCUACACACCUGUCACCCGUCGGCCACCUGCGUGAACACGCCCACCUCCUACGAGUGCCACUGCGAAAGGGGCUUCACCGGCGAUGGAGAACACCACUGCAACCAGACAUGUUAUAAUGAGUGUCGCAUGGGCCGGUGCAGUGGAAGCCCUCUGUUUGAAUGCGAGUGCUCGCUGGGCUGGACGUCGGACCCGGCAACACUGGAGCUGAGCGGCGUCGAGUGCGACGUGGACUGUGGCUGCAACUUCCACAGCACCUGCAUCACGGCACCAGGCAUCUGUGACUACUGCCAGGAUUGGACUACAGGGCCACGGUGCGAGUCGUGUCGCCCGGGCAGCUUCGGCUCGGCACUGGCGGGAGGAGAAGGCUGCGCCCCCUGCCAGUGCAACGGGCACGGCGACCCUCUGCAGGGCUACUGCCACAACCGGACAGGCCAGUGCUACUGUGCCGACAACACCCACGGGCCCCAGUGCCAGUUCUGCCUGCCUGGCUACUACGGAGACCCCAGGAACAAUGGCACGUGUUUCAGGCAGUGUCAGGGUCGCUCUGUCAGCCUCUCAUCCUCCCCUGCCUCCACGCUACCCCUCUCAUCCUCCCUGGGCUGGCACAGGGCGGCAGGGGGCCCAGGGGGGCUCUCGCACUGCCUGUGGGUCCUGUCCGUCUCCGAGGACCUGGCGCCCUGUGGGCCAGGCCAGAUCUGCCCGCCUGUGUCACUGACCCUGCAUCCGGACUCCUACACUUACUGCACAAACUCGUAUGUAUACGUGUUUGACGGACUGCCACAUUUCCUCGAUAAUGGUGUGAUGCACCCGGACCACAACCUGCUGGGAGCCUUUUGUGGCACAACUCGAAAUCAUCCAAUCACAGUUGAAGCCACGUCUGGCGUGAUCUCCGUCUACUUUGAGGCCAACAUGUCCUCGGAUCAGCCGCAGGGUUUUAAUGCCUCGUUCUGGGCGCGGAGUUGCGGUGCGGGGGGCUCAGAGCACGGCGACGCUGGCCCUUCUCGCUGCCAGGGCCGGGCUCAGUGCCAAAACGGGAUCUGCCAGUGUCCCAGCGGCUACGGGGGGCCUCUUUGCGACCGGCCCAUCUGCCCCGGGGAGUGUGGGGUGCAGGAGGGCAGGGGCAUGUGCAACACGACUCUGGGAGUAUGUGUGUGCACAGAGGGCUGGGCUGGGACAGACUGUUCCUCUGAUUCAAAUCCUAACAGCCUGGUGUGGGAAACUCUGAUGGACACACAGCUCACAGUGAAUCCAUCCCAAAGGUUCCUGCACAGGCUGGGCCACUCGCUGGUCCCUGGACCUCACGGCACGCUCUGGAUGUAUGGAGGCCUCUCUCUCUCUGAGGGAAUUAUGGGAAAUGUGUACAGGUACUUUGUGGUUGAGCAUCGCUGGACUCAGAUGCUUACGGGCUCAGUGGAGGAAGGCUCCAUCCCCAUGCCCCGCUAUCACCACGCCUCUGCCGUCGUAUCUGUUCAGGACCAUCUCUCUGGCCCUCAGACAGCCCCUCACCACCUGAUGCUUGUGGUGGGCGGGGUCACACAGAAGGGUGUGGCUAGUGAUGCAUGGAGCCUUAAUCUUAGCAGUCUGGUGUGGAUAGAGUAUAAGAGCUCAGUGCUGCCCCCAGUGGCUGGCCACACUCUAACAGUGCACAGGGGCUCGUCUGUGCUACUGAUCGGAGGCUACUCCCCCAGGAAUGGAUUCAACCACCUCUUACUGGAGUUUAAUCCCAAGUCUGGCAACUGGACUGUUGCUCCACACACUGGCACUCCCCCUACAGGGCUGUAUGGUCACUCUGCAGUCUACCACGAGCAAACGGAUGCCGUGUACGUCUUUGGCGGCUACCGUUUCCACGUAGAAGCCGUGGAAUCUUCUGGAGAACUGUACAGCCUUUACUACCCCAACCUCACCUGGUCCCUACUCGUGCCCUCGCGAGGAAACAAGCCUCUGUCCCGGUUCUUCCAUGCGGCUGCCUUGAUGAAGGACACCAUGGUGAUUGUGGGUGGCCGGACGGGAGCAGAGGAUUACAGCAACAGCGUGUAUCUCUAUCAAAUCAACUGCAACACCUGGAUCCAGCCAGUGUCUUCAGUCGGUGAGCCGGUGAACCACUCCAUCUCCCUGGGCAUGGCGGCCUGGGGUGGGCGCCUGUUCUUGUCUGGUGGCUUUAACGGGGUCACUCUGGGCCGGCUUCUGACCCUCACGCUGCCCACCGACCCCUGUGUCCUGCUCCCCACCGCGGAGGCGUGUAACAGCAGCACAGGCAGCUGUGUAUGGUGUCGGGGCUCCUGUGCCUCUGCGGACACCGCAGAGAGGCUGGGUUGCGCCAUUGGCCCCUCCCCCUGCUCCCCCACCCCCCGCGUCCCUGAACAGUGUCGACGGCUGAAGACCUGCAGUGAGUGCCUGGCCCGCCACCCCAUAACAUUCUCCUCCCCCUCGCAGCCUGCGCUGCAGUGCAAGUGGUGUACCAACUGUCCCGAGGGAGCGUGCAUCAGUAGCUCCGUGAGUUGCACCUCAGAGCACGACUGCAGGAUUAACCAGCGGGAGAUUUUCCUCUCCAGUAACUGCACCGAAACCAGCUGUGAGGCCUCGGACUGCCCCAAGUGUACGGCCUCGGGGAAGUGCAUGUGGACGCGGCAGUUUAAACGCACCGGAGAGACCAGGCGCAUUCUUAGCGUGAACCCGACGUAUGACUGGACGUGUUUUAGCUACGCCCUCCUGAACGUGUCACCCAUGCAGGUGGAGUCUUCUCCGCCCAUGCCCUGCCCCGAGCCCUGCCACCAAAUCCCGACCUGCAGCCAGUGCCUGGAGUCGCGUGGCUCUGAUGGCGGCUGGCAGAAGUGUGUGUGGAGCCUGGCACUGCAGCAGUGUAUGAGUCCAUCCUUUGUCCCUCUGCGCUGCGAGGCCGGGCAAUGUGGCCGUCUGCUCUCCGGGGGCGACUCCUGCUCCCCUCACUGCUCCCAGCUCACCCAGUGCUCCCAGUGCAUCGCCAGGCCUCAGUGUGGCUGGUGCGCUACCCGUGGGGGCAAUGGAGCGGGCCGGUGCCUGCAGGGAGGGCUGAACGGUGGGAGCGAGUCUGUGUGCUCGCAGCGCAACAGCAGCUGGUCCUUCCUUCACUGCCCAGCGGAGGACGAGUGUGCCAACGGACACCACCGCUGCAACGUCACCCAGGACUGCCACGACCUGCCCGACGGCUACCACUGCAGCUGCAGGCAGGGCUACAUGCUGAGCAGCGUGUCUGGACAGUGUGAGCCGGUGUGUUCACAGGGCUGUGUGAACGGCACCUGCGUCUCCCCGGGAGUGUGCCACUGUCAUUUUGGCUUCGUCGGGGAGAACUGCUCGUCCCAGUGCCGCUGUAACAAACACAGCAACUGUAAGAGUGUCACACAGUUGGACACCUGCCUGGAGUGUCAUAACCACACCAAGGGGCAGCACUGUGAGAAGUGUAAGCCGCUGUACGUGGGCUCAGCUGUGGGCGGGGGGCAGUGUCGGCCCUGCAGGGAGUUCUGUAAGGGGAACAGCGCUAUAUGCCUGUCCAGAGAUGAGCACCGGCUGGCAUUGCAGCACCCCAAAGACUACCCGCUAGACCCCGAUGGUAUUGUGCAGUGGUUGACGGAGGGUCCCUCUGAGGACAAUGCUGUGUGUGUGAGCUGUCAGAACAACAGCGUUGGAGACAAGUGUGAGAGCUGUCUGAGUGGCUACUUCCUCCUGCAUGGCAAGUGUGAGAAGUGUCAAUGUAAUGGCCAUGCGGACACAUGUAGCGAGCAUGAUGGGACUGGCUGUCCCUGUCAGAACAACACAGAGACGUCGUCAUGUCUGAACAAUUCGCAAAACGACCGCAAGGAGUGUUACAGACAACAGUGUGCCAAGUGCAAAGACUCGUUCAACGGUAAUCCGAUCAAUGGGCGCCAGUGCUACCGGCAGUUCAACGUGGACAAUGAGUGCUGCUUCGACCCCACGUCCCAAGUCAACUGCUUCCACGAGCCAAACAUCAGGAAUCUGCCGCUGGGCCGCACGGUCUUCUUCGCUGCGCAGCCCAAGUUCACCAACGUGGACAUCCGCGUCACCAUCGACGUCACCUUCGGCGAGGUGGAAGUGUACGUGUCCAACUCCCACGACACUUUCAUUGUGGAGGUGAACCGGCAGACGGGCGUGCACACGGUCAAGAUCGCCAACAACGCCACGGUGGCGUCUGUCGGCCGCGGGGACAGGGAGGUGCCCCUGGCCCUGUCGCCGCUGAAGAUGAGUGCCAAUGUCUCGGCGCUGCUGGGCCUGCCCGGCAAAGCCACGGGCGGAGAGCGGGAGGUGCGGGAGGAGCGCGCCCACGGCCUCAUCACCUACAUCACCGUGUGGAAACCCGAGACGGUGCUGAUCGUUCGCGGCGUCCGCGACCGCGUCGUCAUCACUUUCCCGCAUGAAGUGCACUCACUGAAGUCCAGCCGCUUCUACAUAGCCCUGCGGGGCGUGGGCACCGACGCCCACGGCGGCGAGUCGCAGGGCCUGCUCUUCCUGCGUCAGGACCAGGCGCACAUCGACCUCUUCGUCUUCUUCUCCGUCUUCUUCUCCUGCUUCUUCCUCUUCCUGUCCGUGUGCGUGCUGCUCUGGAAGGUCAAGCAGUUCCUGGACUUCCGCCGGGAGCAGCGCCGCCACAUCCAGGAAAUGACCAAGAUGGCGUCACGCCCGUUCGCCAAGCUCACGGUCUACCUGGAACCCGAGGAGACGCAGCUGGUGUACCUGCCGUCGGCGGGCGGGGGAGGGGCCGUCUCCCUGCCCCAUGUUCGGACAGGCAAACUGGGCGGCGUGAUGGUUGGCCAGAGGGGGCGCCCUGGCGCCCUCUCCUACAAGCACGACCCCAGCACAGGCCCCGCCCCACCACACCCACAGCACCACCUGGCCCUGGGUGGAGGAAAUGCCGGGCAGCACCUCCCUCUGCACUACCUGAACGCCCAUCACUACACAGCCACGUCCGCUCCCAACCCUCCACCCCAACACCACCACCACCACCACCACCACCACCCGGCCUCCCACGGCAGCCACCAGCACUUCUGCCGCUCCGACCCCUUCCUGUCCCAGCUCCUGGGCUUCUCCUACUCGUCCUUCAAGGUGGGGCCCAUCACCCUGGAGCCCACGGACGACGGCAUGGCGGGCGUGGCCACCGUCCUCAUCCAGCUGCCCGGGGGCAUCCUGGCACCCAACCGUGCCUGCCUGGGCUCCGCCCUCGUCACCCUGCGCCAGAACCUGCAGGAGUACUGCGGGCACGGAGGGGCGGGCACGCACCCCGGCGCCGUGGGCGGGCGAAAGGGGAUCCUGGGUCACCAGCACCUCACCACCAUGGCCAUGUGAGGACCACACGGGGCUGCAGAGCACAGCGGGAUGCGGAAGGACGGACGCACGCACGCACGGGUGGUGCAAGAAGAUGGCGGAGAGGAUAUGAUAAUGCCGUAACUCUUAUCUUCAUGUUCAGUGAGAGGAGAACAAAAGACCAAUGAGUGUGUGGGGAAGAGAGGAGGUUGGGGGAGGGGAGGAAAGUGUGUGUGUGUGUGUGUGUGUGUGUGUGUGUGUGUGUGUGUGUGUGUGUAUGAUUCAUAAGGGAUGUAUUUAUUGUAGCGGUGGACCACAUACGGAACGUGGAUGUGAUUACACUUGUACAUACAUUGUGUUGUUAAGUGUCUUUUAUUUCCUUAUUUAUCAUUGUUCAUGAAAAGCUUAAUGUGACCACAGUGGCAUCACUAACCCAGAGCUCUACACCGCUACCUGCCGCUGUCUCCCCUAUACACUACUGACAUCGUGAAGGAGAAGGGCCCUCCGUCUGACCCAGAGGGACACGUUGGCUCACCCUCUGUGGAAUAUUACCCAGUGACACUGGCAGCUCUGUUCCAGAACCAAAACGUGCUUUAGAACUUCGAAUGACAAUCUGAACUGCCAUUCACAAGAAGGCGUUGCAACACAUUCAGCUGAAUGUGAAAAACUCCACCGUUUGCUACGAGGGGCAAAAGUGUCUGAGUUAUUUGGAAUAUGUCCAUAAAUUGGUAUUCUAUUAUAACAGUAAUGGAGAGUGCUUCUCACAGAAACCCAGCGUUGAAGCAGUAGGUCUGUUGAAAGGAGAGGCCCGCUGGUAUUUUUAUACGUAUUUAUCCUGGCAGUGCGUGUUGGAGCUCACGCACAGCUCCGUGGUGGCCUAAUACACGCCCAGGUUUUUUUCUCUUGUCAACUGUGGUAUUUUUUCCUACAUGAGAAAUUUUUUUUUUCCAAUGGAGUUGAUGUUGCAUUUUAUGCUUUGAAUACUAAAGAAGUGCUUGACACAAUUAUGUAUUUUUGGUUAAAGUACAUUCCCCAUCAUUAUAAGUUACAGUGAACAUACAAUGUAAGCUUGUGUCGAGGUUGUUUGUGUGUUGCACUUGGAUGUUUUAGCUUACAGAACCUGAGAAGUCAUUUUUCCUAACAGUUCAAUGAUUGGGUAAGACAGUAAGGGUUUCUGAGCAGUACUGAAAAUUAAAACCAAACAAAAAAAACCGCACAACUGUAUUGUAAUGAUUGGAAUCCACAAGAACAAUGAAAUGAAAAUUGUAAAGUAGAAAGACAGUAUAUUCACUAAAUAAGGAAAUCAAACUCAAAAAGAUUGUGAAAAGCCUUUAUCAGUAUUUUCUGUCAGGAUUUUCUUUUAGAUGGAGAUUGCGUUACAUUUUUAAGCAGCCCGGCUUUAAAUGUCAGGGGUCUUAUCUUUAUGUGGUUAUUUUGAAUUAUGAGUUUGGAAUGGAAAUGCCUCUACUUGGCUUUAAAAUCACCAUGGAGUUAAGGCCAAAAAUCUCUUGGCCUUUGAAUCCCUUCAAAGCUACUGGUAAAAAUGGCCCAGGACCCUGGAACUGGAGGAGCCUGCUCUGUUGAGUGACUUUUUUGGACAGACUUAUUUUCUGGGAACUACCGCUUUGAAACAGAAAUUGUGAAGAACGUGCUAAAAGACCAACAUGUACUCUUCUGUUACAUGGUUCAUGCUCAUGCCUUCUCUGUGUAUAUGUCCCUAUUAAACGUCAACUACUAGUGGCUAUUAAUCUUGUUAUAUCA
Electrophorus electricus (electric eel) is the source of this 11114-nucleotide messenger RNA. Lineage: Eukaryota; Metazoa; Chordata; Actinopteri; Gymnotiformes; Gymnotidae. The record is from RefSeq and is a predicted model, not a curated record.